AUGGAAGAAGAAAUCGGUAAUAGUAAUAGUAAUAAUAAUAAUAAUAAUAAUAGAGAUUGGAAACAGCAAAUAGAAAUAUGCAUUAAAAUUUUACCUAUCGAACCGCUGACAAUCGAUUACAUGCGUAUCAAUAGUUCCGGUCCGGUAUCGUUAACACAAGAAUAUCGGAAUAUGAAGAUUUAUGGACUGACGAAAAAUGUGCAAGUUUUCACAAAGAAUUUCAACGUAAAUACAUUCGCGCUCAAUGUGGUGGCCGUUACUUCUCAAUUGAACGUAACCUAUAACACGACGAUGACAUUUGAUGCAGAGUACGAAAGAUAUAAGAGACAUGGAGAAAGUUAUCUAAAGCUCAAGAAACUUAAUUUUCACAUUAAAGACACAGAUAUGAAAAUAUAUUUCGAAAAUCUCUUCGGCAAGGUUUCCAGUUUAGGUGAAGAUAUGAACAGAUUAUUAAACGAAAACUCCAAAACAAUCUUCCAAGAAGUUAAACCGGCUCUAGAAGAGAUCUUUAAACAGGUUAUCACUGGAAUAGCCGUUAAAAUUUAUUCCAACGUACCAUUAAACAAAAUCUAUCCACCCGAGUAAGCAAUUAACAACUUU
This is a messenger RNA of Dinoponera quadriceps, 600 nucleotides long. It is a transcript of the gene JHBP-1, whose product is annotated as protein takeout-like. The coding region runs from base 1 to 585 and encodes 194 amino acids. Lineage: Eukaryota; Metazoa; Arthropoda; Insecta; Hymenoptera; Formicidae. The transcript has 5 exons. The record is from RefSeq and is a predicted model, not a curated record.